CAAAAUACUUUUUUUUAAUUAUAGGUUAUGUUACAAAAAUUAAGAUGUGAUUGAAAUAAAUUGUAAAAAAAUACAAAAAGGAGCUCGGGAGGUGUAUUAGCAAGUUCACAUAGUAAUAUAGUUUACCAUAAGACUUAAUAAAGUUACCUCAAUUCGUUUUAUAAUGUUUCGACAGUUUAUAAAAGCACUAGGGCCUGUUAGAAACAGAUGGGCCCGAGCUGUCGCUAGCGCAGGGGGAGAGGCUAGUGGAACGAAUGCUUUUAAAAACAAUUGCAAGUCCAAGGAACAACAACUAACCGACACCCUGCGACGUGCGCUACCCGGUAUCACUUAUAUUAGUGUAACUGACGUCUCCGGAGGCUGUGGAGCUAUGUUCGAGAUCAAUGUAGAAGCAUCAGAAUUCACAGGACUCUCACGGGUUAAGCAACACCGACUAGUCACAGAUACUCUGAAAACUGAGAUAUCAGAGAUGCAUGGCAUCCGCAUACAUACCACACCAUCUCAAACAGACAAAUGAUACUAGUUAUAUAAUUUGUUAUUAGUUACUUUAUUUCCGUUUGUAUAGUUAUUACCUGUUGAUAUUCUGUUAAGUAUGAUGCAGUAGGACACAAAAUACUUUACUGCUAUAAAUAUAGUUUUACAUUGA
Pectinophora gossypiella (pink bollworm) is the source of this 646-nucleotide messenger RNA. Its product is annotated as bolA-like protein 3. The transcript is spliced from 3 exons. Bases 164 to 517 code for a protein of 117 amino acids. NCBI's taxonomy places the organism in Eukaryota, Metazoa, Arthropoda, Insecta, Lepidoptera, Gelechiidae. The record is from RefSeq and is a predicted model, not a curated record.